Molecule: messenger RNA, 3347 nt
Organism: Scylla paramamosain (green mud crab)
Lineage: Eukaryota; Metazoa; Arthropoda; Malacostraca; Decapoda; Portunidae
Product: CD151 antigen-like
Exons: 13
Coding region: 388-1269 (293 amino acids)
Cellular component (GO): plasma membrane
Source: RefSeq, a predicted model, not a curated record
CCGCUUGGUACGUGGUUUGGCAGCCAGUUUGUUGUGGACCGGCAGUGCGUUGGGAGGUACCGGGACUUUACACUAUCUCAUCAGUGACAUAAAUUUGCCGUCACACACCUGCCAACAGUGUAGGUUGCCGACCAAGGAACACACACUGCCAGUUCGAGGUCGGGCGAGGCGGCUCCACACCAUCGCAGUAGCCGACGGCAGCGUUUAACCACGACGAGUUGGAACAAGCUGUCGGUCUGCAGGUGACAGUUCUCUUUACGCUCGGUGCCGCAUCAGUGGUCACGUUCCUCACCCAAGCCCUCACUGGUCCAAUCCACACGCCGCACCACGAGCCACCACGACAGCAGCAUUCACUGAGGAAGCGACGCCCACCAUUGCCACAGCACGAUGGCGCUCGACUGUGGGACGAUGUUCGCCAAGUACCUCCUCUGCUUCUUCAACUUCGUUUUCUUCGCUGCUGGAGGUGCUGUGCUGGCUCUGAGCAUCUGGCUGGCCGUGGAUAACACCUCCUUUCUGCUGCUGACGCGGGUGAGCGACAAUGAAAGCUUGCAGGAGUUCAACCACCCAUCUGUCAUGGAGCACGGCGCCUACGUGCUCAUCGUGGCGGGCGGCCUCGUCUUCCUCAUCGGAUUCCUGGGUUGUUGUGGCGCCGCCAUGGAGUCCAGGACGCUGCUGACACUGUACGGCCUCAUGAUCAUCAUCAUCUUCGUGUUGGAGGUGACUGCUGGCGCCCUGGCUGCUGUUUACAAGACAGAGGCAAAACAAGAGCUGCAGAACUUCCUGAAGCACACCCUCAAGAAGUACUACUCGACUCCUGACCAAGCCAACUCCGUCACCGUCGCCUGGAACGCCGUCAUGUCCGAGCUCCAAUGCUGCGGCGUGAACAACUACACAGACUUCGAGCAAGCGACGCUGUGGCAGGCCAACAAGUCGAGCAACGCCCUGGUCCCCGAGGCGUGCUGCAAGCUGGAGGGUGACCCGAGGAAUUUUGUGCCGAAGGACGCGUCUUGUCCUUCUCGCCCCAGCGAUGAAAACUCGUACUACCUCACAGGGUGCCUCAGCAGGUUACAUGAGAACACCUUCUACUACCUGACUCCUAUGUUGUCUGUCGCCAUCUGUCUGGGGACGCUCCAGCUUAUCCUCAUCACGCUCUCGUUUUACAUGUGUAGAGCCAUUAGCAAGGCUCUCAAGUCUGUGCAGUGUGAUGAGGAUGGCCAACCCAUGGACAUGGUUUUCUGGAAGUCACCUAGGGUUGCUACGGUAGACUGAUGCUGUGGAUCGAGGACCACGCCAACGUGCUCAUGGGGAUCGGGAUCGGGGUGGGCGUCACUCAGUUGCUGGGACUCUGUUUUGCCUGUUGCCUGUGUUCCGUGUUGGGGCGCAAGGUCAAGUGACGCCAGGAGCAGCAGCAGCAGCAGGACCAAGAGCUCCACACCUACAAGCAGCACCAACAUCCCUCAAGCCCGCAACGACUAGAAAAGUGAAUGAGUCGUGGUGUCACUAUAAGGAAACAAAAGCAAAUAUAACUGUAAUGUUAUAUUGACCACAACUUUAAUGUAACUGAAAUCAUAUCAACUGAGUAGGAGAAUAUUAAUUAAUUAAUGGGGUACACGUAAAUUGUAUUAGAAGUUUUUUAUUAUGAUUUGCUCCCCCAGUACACAUUUUUUACACAGCCCAUGAGAUAUAAUGGAAUUGGUGACUCGUAUUGGUAAAUGCAUUAAUGGUGUUCGUAUGUUCAAUCUGCCUGACACACCAACACGUCAGCAAACCUACGUACAUAUCUGAGAAAUGAGUGAUACGGUCGCUUGACGCGCGGCAGUCCACACCGGCGAGCGCUCCUUUGUUUUUACUCGUGUUGUGUUAUGUCGUGUUUUUUUUUCAGUCACUUUUGUAUCUCAGUAAGUUUACUUUUUCCUUUAUCUCACUGUCAAAGAAAUUGUUAUAAUUAUUUAGUUGUACGUAAUUAUUACAAGAUUUGAUUCGUUCCUAUUACUUUGUGUAGGUUAAAAAGACACUCAUGCUAUCACAGUAGUAGUUUUUCCACAACUUCAUAGUCUUCACCGAGGCCUGGCGUCUCCUUGAUUGCCUGUCGCGGAGCAGAUGAACGAGUAGUCCCGGCCUCCCGUCGUGCUCCGCGACACAGCACCACCAUCCUCUCUCCCUCUUUUGGACCGCCACCAAGCUCGUUAACGGUACAGCAGACUUCCAGCCAAACAAAUCGUAACAUUGUGACAUUGUCAUUUUUUAACAAAGCUGAUCUGACAUUCUAUAUAUGUGUGUAUAUGUGGCUCUUUGAUGUCUUUGAUUAAGAAGAAAUGACUUGUAAAUAGUUAUUCAAUAUAGCUUUAUGGGACUAUAAUUUUUCUUAUAAAAUGAUAACAUAUUUUGACAACUUCUAUGUAAAUAAGCAAACUACAAACUACUGCAUCUUGGAGGAACGGUGUUUACAUGCCAUGUCUCUCAGUUGCCAGAGGAAUAUCUGUAUGCCCUUACAUGCUGCAUUUAUGAUAUCUCAUCGUGUCCUACCUCUUGUAUGCCGAGAUGUUGAUGUCCUGUGUUGUCAUUUGUUGGGGCGUGAAACAAGUCGGAAGUGUCUGAGAGGCAUUCAGGAGCUGACGUGUCUGGGAGGUGACCAUGUGAAGGCUAUGCUGUUGGUGCUGAGCGUCACUGUUGUGUGCCACCCCUAAAGUUAAUGUUAGUUGUUGAAAUAGUGAUCAUGUCCUCCUUCUCUGAACGGGACAGGAAGUUGGACGAAUUAGAGACGUGAAAACUUGACAAUGUUGACAAAGAUACUCCUCAAUCUGGCUCUGAGGCUAAAGGAAGCCUGCGGUGUUUUACCGACCACAGGUAAAUUGUAUAUUCAUAAGAUAAUGGUAUAUAUUGAAAAGAAAUAGCGUAAGAAAUAUUUUUGAGAGUAUUUGAAUAUAUUAUGAUUAACAUUGUUACAAUAAAUAUUCUAUAUGUGAUAAAGUAUCGUAGUGUAGCAUGAAAAUUCUUUUAGCAUAGGUCAAUAAUAAUUUGUAUAUUCCUCUUAAACGUAAUUCAAAUGAACAUUAGAGUGAACGUCUGUGAUGGAACAUUUCACAUUGCACUGAUGAUAAAUUUUUCCGCUAAAUGUCACCUAAAGAAGCCGAUUCCCUUGACUGAGCGGAAGGCACAUGGAUUGACUGACUGGGGAGUGUGUAUCAUGCUGAACAGUGGUAGAGGUCGCUUUCUCGCUUGCUCCCCUCACAUCCACUAACCUCCUCGUCCCACUCUCUCUCUCUCUCUCUCUCUCUCUCUCUCUCUCUCUCUCUCUCUCUCUCUCUCUCUCUCUCUCUCUCUCUCUCUCUCUCUCUCUCUCUCUC